UUUCUCGACGGUUGGUUCGCUCGCAACGCAGGAAACGGAAGUGGUGGCAAAACGUGCAACAUCCGGCGGCAAACCACUCAAAAACAAAUAGAAUAUAACCAAACCAAAAACAAACCUGUAAACACACCCCAAAUAUAAAUAGUUAAAAUUUAAAAUAAAUAUUAUCAUAAUAUAGCCAAAUUUGUGUGCUUGUUGAUUCAAUCAAUAAUCAAAAUUAUUGCAAAUAAUUCAAAAUAUAAAGUGCUUUCGGAAGUUAUUAAUGUCUAAAUUGAAAACGCGUUUAACCCCCCAAAUCAAAUAUCGAUUAAAAGAAGUCAAAAAGUUUGUCGAAACGCUUUCGGAAUCAGAGCCACAGAAAAGAAGGCAAGGCAAACAAACAAACGAUAUGCGUAUAGGCCAGGCCAAAAAGGACAAGAUAACAAAUCCCCCAGCAGCACUUAAGGCAUAAAUCUCAAACUCAAUCAACCAACUGAGGCUGAGCAAAACAGGAGGGAAACCAAGGGACUCCUUAGACAGAGACAAACGAUCUAAGUGGCUGCUUUUCAUCUGGAUAUUGGGACACAGUCAGUGGUAGUCGGUGGCAUUUCAAGGAGCCGGAUAAGAAAGAGAACGACCAGGAGGACCAGGAGCAUCAGGAGCACCAGGGGCACCCUCAUCAUCAUCAUCCUGCAUGUUGAUUUCACUCGAAAUUGCGACCGCAACGAAGGACAAACCAAAUCACAUUCAAGGAGAACGCUUUCAAGGACACAAAAUGGCCAGGUUCAUCCAGGAAUUCAGGCUAUCUAGUGCACUUGCUGGCCAUUUGAAUUAUGGCUUUUGUCAGCAUGACGCUACCGUCGCCAGCCACGGUUAAGCUGAGCAGAUCCUCCACUUCGAGCCCGGUGAUCGGGAGCAGUCUGGGCCAGAAUGCGGCCACCCAUGGCGAUGCCAUCGAUGCCAGCGUCGACGGGAUUGCAGUCGACUGAAGUGCAUCACCAGGUGCAACCAGUGCACGUGCACCCACACGCCACGCCCUCCAAUCCGCAGGACAUCCACCAGGAAAGGAGUCAGCACAACCUAAACCUGAACCACAACCUAAACCUAGGCCACAACCUAAACCUUAAUCACAACCACAACGCCAAACUGCCACCGCUGGAAUUGCUGGUGGAGAACAAGAUCAGCUACAGUAGUUACCAGCAGCACGCGAAGGAUCUCAAGGAUCUCAAGAGCCAGAGCCACAAUCAAAACCGAUCCGCCAAAAGGAACUCUUUAAGUAGUCCCUCAUCCAGCGAGGAUUGUGUGAGUGGUGCCGCUCGAGCGAGUGUCUUUGAUGACGCCGCCGAGAGCUUUGUGAUCAACUUCCCCUCGGAGUCCUCGCAGAACUCGCAGCACUUGCUGCCGCUGUCGGAGACGGUGCCACUGCUCACCCACAUCGAGGCCACGGUGGUGGACAAGCAGCGCUCCAUAAGGCUGAGCAAGAACAGUGCCUCGCUGAUCUUCACCAAGAAGGAACUAACUAACCAGGGAUCCAACCAUCAUCCGCAACAUCCGCAUCAUAAUCACAAUCACAAUCACCAGCAGCAGAGGAGGCAGCACCACAGCAGCUUGUACGGAGUGGGCAGGAAGCCCACCAAGCACUUGCCACCCACAAGAGGUCAACACCAGAGGCGCAGCCUUCCGCUCAGCUACAACAACAAUCUGGUGACCACAAACCAAUCCGGAGGAGGAGGAGGCGGAGGCGGAGGAGUAGGUGCAGGGGGAGCUGCCAAGCUUGUGCCGCUCAAGCAGCACCAGCACCACGGAGGUGGCCACACGGCACCACCCACGGCCAACGUCGUCGUCGCCGGUGGAGCGGGAGCUGCGGCUCCGUCCGCCCGCAAGCAGCUCUCCUACUCCUGGUACGCCCCCGUCUACAGUGCGCUCGAGGAGGAGCUGGAACAGGACUCGCGGGACUCCUCGCCAAUCCACAAUCUGGCCAACACAAAGCAGCACCAGCGCUCCGCCAGCCAAAAGGCCACCGCCGCCCUGCAUGCCACGCCCCGCCACGAUCACGGCCACGCCCACGAUUCCGCCGACGCGGAGACGGUCGCCCUGCUGGAUCCGCAGGCGCGCGGCAAGAUCAUCAUUUCCUCGGCGAAUGGCGAUGUGGGUGGCACGGGGGCAGGAGGCGGAGGAUCUGGGAACGGAGGAGCACUGGCUGCGAAUGGAAACGGAGGAGGAGGAGGAGGCGGAGUUGGAGGUGGUGGGGAUUUGGAGAGCUCACUGGGACUUUCUGGCGGUGGACAGUUGCCGCGAAGGCGUCGCUUCGAGAACUUUCUCAAAUCGCUGGUGGGACUCAAGGCGAGCAGCAGUCGUGGCAGAAACGGAGAAGGUAACGGAGGUAAUGGAGGCUCCAUCACCGGAGGAGGUGGUGGCUUACCAGAUCGGGAACGACCCGCCUCCCCGGAGAUCCGGAUCACGCGCACUCCCUCCGAACAGGAUGUGGUGCUCCGCGAUCCCGCUGGCCGUCAGCUAGCCAACGGCGGCCACCAGGGCCAAGGACGCACCAGCCUGAGCAUCAGCGGUUCGAGCAGCUCCUUGAACGUCGUCCAGCAGAAGAUAUGGCACAUCGUGCGACGCGAGGGCAGCGCCAGCAGUCUGCACCAGGAGAAGUCCCAGUCGAUCGUCCAGUACACGGGACUCCGCAAGUGCGAAACGGUGCUGGCUCUCACCCGCCAGUCCCAGUCGCAUGGCCAGGUCCAUGGAUUGAGCCAGAGCCGGAGUCAGGGUCACUCGCUGGCGGUUCACGGGAGCGGGAUCUUCAGUUCGGGUGGCGUGGAGCAGAUCCGGCCACUGAAUCGCCUGCGGAACAGUGUGAGCAGCAUGAACGGCGUGGGCACUUGCUCCCGGUGCUCUAGUUUGCUAUCGCUGGCUGCCUCCGGAUCGCGUUACUCCCUGGCCAAUGGGUUUGUCCCGCGUCCGGACUCCGCCUUGAAUCACUUGGAGAUGGGAUCGGAGGAGGAGCGUCGGCGGUUGCAGGAGCCGCACAUCAAUGUGAAUGCCCAGAUCCGGUUGAGUGGCGGGGCAACUGCCAACUCGACCAGUCCCAGUCCGCCGUCCAAUGUCACCACGGCCACGUUGCACUCGAGUUCCGGGAAUAAUCUGAAUCUUAAUCAGAAUCUAAAUCUGAACCAGAAUCUGAAUCUGAAUCAGGAGCAGGAGCAGCAACAGCAGCAGUUGGCCAAUUCUACGCCCGCAACCACGCCCACUGCGGCACCGGGGGGCGGGGAACUGGGACCCUUCGGUACCAACCACGCCUAUCCGCUGACUGUGAGCUCCCUGCUCUCGAUGGCCAGUGCGAACCAGGCGGCGCAGGCCUGCUGCGUUCGGGAUGGCAUUGCGUUGAAGCGACGCGAGAUGCUCGCCUCCGCGGAUGUUACGCCCUCGGUGGGCACUCCGGCCACGCCCACUACCGCCGCCGCCUUCCAGCCGUUCACCUGCAAGCUGUGCCUCAUCGACGUCGAGGAGGUGGCCGAGGCCAUGGCGCUCCAGCAGUGCUGCUGCCAAUUCUGCAUCGAGUGCAUGCGGGCCUACGUGGAGUUCGAGAUUUCCGAGGGCGCCUACGAGAUCUCCUGUCCGGAUGCCAAGUGCCCGGCUCAGGGCGCCAUUUCGCUGCCCGAGAUUGCGAACCUAACGACAACGAAUCUGCUGAAGAAGCACCAUCGCUAUCGCCUGAAUAGAGAAAUCGAACUGGACAAGACGCGCACUUGGUGUCCGCGGGCUGGCUGCGAGACCAUCUGCAUGGUGGGUGGAGCGGCGCAGGCGGGUCAGUCCGGCGCCAUUUGCCAAAUGGACGAGUCGCCGUCGACCUCGCAGAGCUACAGCCCACAGCAGGAGGCGGCCGGAAGCGGAAGCGGAAGCGCAGGUGGCGCAACCGGAAACGGGGCAGCCGUGCUCUCGGUGUCCGUGCACUGUCCCUCCUGCAAGGACGAGUUCUGCGGCCUCUGCAAAAAGGCGUACCAUCCAAACAUUAGCUGCGAUGAGUUUGGGCGACGACUGAUUGCCGAUGGCCAGGACGACAUUGGAAUUCCGUUCGACAACGAGCUGAUCAAGUGCUGCCCCAUGUGCGCUGUGCCCAUCGAGAAGGACGAGGGAUGCGCCCAGAUGAUGUGCAAGCGCUGCAAGCACGUCUUCUGCUGGUACUGCCUGGCCAGUUUGGAUGAUGACUUCCUACUGCGCCACUACGACAAGGGACCGUGCAAGAACAAGCUGGGCCACUCCAGGGCCUCCGUGGUGUGGCAUCGCGCCCAGGUGAUCGGAAUCUUCGCCGGCUUCGGCAUCCUGCUGCUGGUGGCCUCACCGCUCCUGCUUCUGGCCGCUCCCUGCAUCAUCUGCUGCAAGUGCCGAGGGUGCAGCGGCUCCAAGAUCGACGAGGUGGACGGCGAACUGGAGGAGGAGGUGACCGCCUUGCAGGGCUAGGUGGCUCGACCGACCUCCCAAGUGGGCACCAAUCCAUAUACGACAUUAGGCUGCAGCCUGUAAAUGCAGCUGCUGUAAUUACUGGUAGAUUCUAUUGUUAACGACGACGAGAAGAUUACGUACAUUUAUUUUAGUUAUUACAAUUAUAAUUGUAUAUGUGUUAACUAAAUUGUGAUAUUUACAGUGAUUCGAUUUCUAAUUGAAUCGACAAAUUUGUUGAGAACCUAUACAAAGACCAGACGCCUUCGAUUCUUUUUAGGUUCUGUCUCUACAUACGAGUAUAUUCUUUCCUCCCCUAACUACACUUACGAAUACAAAUAUUCGCCUAAAUCAAUCUGUAUAAAUCGAGUAGGUCCUCUUUAUAGCCGAUAAGUUAGUCUAAAUAUAUUAGGAGUACGCCUCGUAUUUCAACAGUGCUUUUAUAUCGCACCCACCCAAACAAAAAGAACCCCACUCACCCACUCAAUCCUUCUCUCAAGUAUUACGCAUGCAACUAAUAAGCCCAAGAUCCUUGGGCCACUUUGAUUAACUGCUUGGCAAUGCUUUUAUCUACGCAAACAUAUAUAUACUGCAUAUAUAGGAGGUGUAUAUGAUGUCACUACUACUGUUUAUUAAAUGUAUUUAAAUGUAAAUGUUAAUAUGCAGCUAAAACAAAUGUAAAACAGAUCGCUGCUCACCGAGUGCACAUCCAAAAACUGGCUGUGUGCCAGUUGGGCAGAGUUUGGUUAAUGUAAAUUAUUGAAUUAUUUAAUGCAUAUACACUCGGAACACAUAUAUCAAAAUACGUAUGACAUAAAAGUGCGUGUAUAUUUAAAAAAAAAAAAAAACAUAUUUAAACUCUACUCUUAAUGUGAACAACUACCGCGUAUGCUGUUUGAAAUAAAAAUGUUAAAAGAAAA
Drosophila ficusphila is the source of this 5336-nucleotide messenger RNA. RefSeq lists its product as uncharacterized. Gene Ontology annotation, molecular function: zinc ion binding; ubiquitin conjugating enzyme binding; ubiquitin protein ligase activity. Gene Ontology annotation, cellular component: cytoplasm; ubiquitin ligase complex. Gene Ontology annotation, biological process: positive regulation of proteasomal ubiquitin-dependent protein catabolic process; protein polyubiquitination; ubiquitin-dependent protein catabolic process. The record is from RefSeq and is a predicted model, not a curated record. The transcript is spliced from 9 exons. NCBI's taxonomy places the organism in Eukaryota, Metazoa, Arthropoda, Insecta, Diptera, Drosophilidae. The coding region runs from base 907 to 4437 and encodes 1176 amino acids.